Molecule: messenger RNA, 3292 nt
Organism: Solea senegalensis (Senegalese sole)
Lineage: Eukaryota; Metazoa; Chordata; Actinopteri; Pleuronectiformes; Soleidae
Gene: nlrc3l1
Product: NLR family, CARD domain containing 3-like 1
Exons: 7
Coding region: 200-2479 (759 amino acids)
Source: RefSeq, a predicted model, not a curated record
AAGAAGAACGUUGUGUUUUUUUGAAGUGAAGCAGAAGAGGUAACUGGCAGAAGAAUCGAGAAGGAAAAGUAAAACACACCUGGCUAAGUUGUUUUCACUCAGUGAAACGAAGGUACAGCGGUUACUGUCAAAAGUAAAAGCAAAAUGUGACCCCAGUUUGUGCUCGUGAUGUUCGUCAUUGGCCGAUCAUUUCCAUGACAUGAUGGAUGUCUCAGAGAUGGAGGGGGUGGUGGAGACGAUGAGCAUGGAGUCUGACAGCUCUUCUAUUGGGGAUGCAGUGUCUGGCAGAGGGCAACAGGGUGCGUCCAGGGACGAUGACGAGUUGUACAUCCCAGAGAGAAGACCAUCUCUGGACCUGGGACAGAGUCCAAUGGACACCAUCCACUGGUUUUUUAUGGACCGUGCCCAGUCUCCAGCUCAGAGCUACAAGUCAAUGACCAGUGAUGGCUUCGUAGAAAUGUAUGACGACAGUGAAUCUCCCACAAGGAUUCAACUGGCCAGAACAGAUUCAUACUCAAGCUGCUACUCCUGGGACAGUGAUGAUUGUGAAAAGAGAAUCCUCAAGGUUAAAAUCAAAGAAGAGACUGUCUCAGAGCACCCCGACACACCUGAGGAAAUCCAAGACUCAAAUGAGUUUAAGCAUCCUUCUGUGACAGUGAAAUUCACUUUCGAGGCGAUCAGUAACACCCUUGGGAAAUUGUCCGAGAGAGCCCUCACAAAAUUCAAGACGAUGUUGUGCACGCGCUGCCCACGGUCAUUCCACGCGGAUGUGCAAUACAUGGACAUGGUGAACCUCGUGGACCGUUUGCUCGAGUGCCACAGUCUUGCGUCUUUGAAUGUCACCGUGACUAUACUAGAGGAGAUAGGGGAGAAGAAAAUGGCUGCUGAUAUCCGGAACGUGUGCGUGAGAAAUGAAGUACGUUAUGAUUUAAGUGAGACUCUAAAGAGGGAAUAUGGUGAAAUGUGUGUGAAUAUGGACGGACGUGAAGAGAGGAGGCCCUUUGACGAUAUCUAUGCUAAUCUCUACAUUAGCUCAACAUGUGACAAUGGCCCAAAUAUUGAACAUGAGGUCAUGACCAUUGAAAAACUGGAUUCUAACCAGGAGCCGGGGAAACCGCUGUCUACCGAAGAUAUUUUUACAACAAAAACGAUAGAGUGGUCCAGCAAAAAGUUAAUGUUGAUGACAGGAGUGGCAGGUUCAGGAAAGUCCAUGGCAGUCAGAAGGUUAAUUCUGGAUUGGGCUAAAGGACAGUCUCAUCAUGACGUGUCCUUUAUUUUUCCUCUUUCGCUCAAAGAACUUAAACAGUUUGAGGGUUCUACGAUCUCCCUUUUAGAAAUAAUACAAACACUUUACCCAGAAGCAAAAAAACUGAGGAAUGGGGAUUUUAGAUGUGAAGACUGCAAAAUAAUGUUCAUCCUUGAUGGAAUUGACGAGUACAAUGAGGUGCUCGACUUUUAUAACACCACGCUCCUCAGUGACCCCACGAGUCCCGCCACCCUGAACAUUAUUGUGGUCAAUCUCCUCAGAGGGAGGCUGGUCCACCACGGUCUGCUCCUGGUCACCUCUCGGCCACAAGUACGGUCCUGCAUUCCAUGGGAUACGCACUACGAUGAGAUGGAAGUGCGUGGCUUCUGUGACCCUUACAAGGAUGAGUACUUUAAUAGGAGAUUUAAAGACCCAGAUCAAGCAGCACAGGUUCUUGCCUAUAUCAACUCUGUCACAACGCUCCGCAUCAUGUGCCAUCUGCCCUUGUUCUGCUCGCUAAUUGCCGAUGAGUACGAUUGCGUGUUUAGAAAGCAGGGGACCCGGACAGAGCUGCCCAGGAGCAUCACUUACAUGUACACAAAGCUAAUGCUCGAACUUGCACAGAGGAGGAGAGGUCCAGAGUGUAGCUCAGAUAAAAAGAGAGACCUCCUCAUGAAUCUUGGAAAAAUGGCACUUGAAAUGUUGGAGCAACACAAGUUCAAAGUGGCCAUGUAUGACUGGAAAAAUACUGAAAUGGAGGAGGAGGCGGUGAAUAACAGCGGCCUGUGUAUGGAGUACCUCACAAAACCGCUCAUUCUGUUUGAUGAGAAAAUGCUGAGCUUCAUUCACCCCACUGUGCAGGAGUACAUGGCUGCCCUGUAUGCAUUUCUCUCCUUUACAAAUGAGGGCAAAAACAUUUUUGAGGAACAACUGAAAGGAAAAGGAAAGUUCAGGGGGAUCUUCAAGGUACCCAAAGUCACUGACCUCUACAAGGCCGCUGUGGACAGAAGCCUGUCCUGUGCUGACGGCAAACUGGACAUUUUUCUACGUUUCCUGUGUGGAAUGGCAUGUAGGACCAACCUGGAGCUCCUCCAGCCAUUUCUCACCUCUUCUGCACACCAGUCAUCAGUGGUUGAAGAUGUCGCUGCUCUCAUCAGGAAGAGGAUGAGAGAGAAAAGGUUUCCUGGCAGGAAUGACAAUUUGCAGCGUUGCUUGGCGGAGUUGGGUGUGUAACUUCACCUCAGAGCCAGAAUCAUAUUGAUCAGACUAUUAAACACAGAUCCCCGGAUGCCAACUGUCAAUAAACACCACAAGAAAACAAUGGAGAACAUGAUCCCCUCCUUCGUCAGUCAACAUGUGCACUACGUUGAACAUAAGUUGGAGCCAUAAUCAUCUUUUCAUUUCCUCAGUCACACCCAAAGGGAGAUGUUAUGAUUAAAUGUGUGUUAAAAGGUCUAGUGUGUAACAUUUAGGAGAGUUUAUUUAAGCAGACAUAUUUUGAUUUGUUUACGUAAAAACAAAGAGUGACUUCUGAAGCAAAUGGAGGGCUGAGUGGAAGAGUCCUCAGUCUGUUGCAGUCUGCAGUCACACCAUUAGAUGUCACUAAUUCUUAUGCACUUGACCUUUGAUGUGAUAGAUCAGUGUGAGUUUUGUUCUGCUUUCAUAGAAUUCAGGAUGUUGAUGUACACUCGAUUAUUGCUGGGGCUGCCAGUUUGGGCUCGACAUGAUCUACUAUUUCAAUCACUCUAAAUAUGCACCGUUAACACACAAUCCUGAGGAUUAUGGUGUACGGCUUGAAAUAAAAGGUGCCAUAAUAUAUAGGGAAAUGACUUUGGGGUUUUAUGUGCAUUGAACACUUUAGCUUUGCGUUCUUAGAGUGUAUAUAUAUAUAUAUACACUCAUGUGCUACAACAUUAUACAAGUUAAAGAUGGAAUACUACCAACGCACAUACAGCAAAGCAACUGAUGGAGAAUCCUCUUUAUAUCCUGCACUGGAAAGACUUGUACCGUUGUAUCAUAGUCAUGUAAAUAAAUGACAUUAGUUGA